UUCCACAAAGACUACGAUUAUGUGAUCGUUACUUGCUAUGCAGCUUUAUCUUAUAUAAAUCCGAUGAAGAAGAAUAGCUCAUAUCUCGUUGAAGCUCCAAUAAAUGUCUCUCAACACCCUCCCGCUAACCUUAUGGCUUCCAUUUCUCCUUCUUCUCCCUCUACUGAUUUUACUGAAAAAGAAUAAAAAGCCACAAAAACACUUCCCGCCAAGCCCUCCUAAGCUUCCCAUCAUAGGCAACUUACACCAAUUUGCACAAUCUGGUUCAUCACCUCACCAAAAUCUAUGGCGCCUCUCGAAAAAGUUCGGUCCAAUCAUGCUCCUACACCUCGGUCGCAUACCGACCCUCAUCAUCUCAUCAGCUGAAGCAGCAAAACAGGUCUUGAAAGAUAAUGAUCUCAACUGCUGCAGCAGACCCUCCUCCUCGGGGUCUCGAAAACUCACCUACAACUAUAUAGACAUGGGAUUUGCGCCUUAUGGUGAGUAUUGGCGAGAAAUGAGAAAACUAUGUGUCCUUGAGCUUUUCAGUGUGAAAAGGGUGCAGUCUUAUCGGUUGAUUAGGGAAGAAGAAGUGGCUAAAAUGAUUGACUCAAUAUCCAAAGAAUCUGCAUCUUCGUCCUCUAAUUCAUGUGUUAAUAUUACUGAGAAGUUGUAUGCUGUCAUGGGCAGUAUAACUUUCAGGGUUAUUUUCGGGACAAGUUUCGAGGGAAGUGAUUUCGAGCACGAUAGGUUUCAUCAAGUGCUUCAUGAAGCUGAAAUCAUGCUUGCAGGCUUCUCUGCAGCUGAUUAUUUUCCAUUUGGUUAUCUUAUAGACAGGAUCUCCGGGAAACAUAAACAAUUUGAAAGGGUAUCCGGGGAACUUCAUCACUUUUUUCAGCAGGUGAUUGAUGAUCAUCUCAAGCCAGGGAGGACACAACCAGAGCAUGAAGACAUAGUUGAUGUGUUGCUUAAAAUAGUGAAGGAGCAAACUGGUUUUGGAGCUGCUCAUUUUGGUCAUGAUAACAUCAAGGCACUUCUUGUGAACUUAUUUCUAGGUGGAAUAGAUACCGGUGCAAUUACCAUGCUGUGGGCGAUGGCUGAGCUAGCUAAGAAUCCUAGACUGAUGAAGAAAGCACAGGAUGAAGUUAGAAGCUGCGUUGGAAACAAAGGAAAAGUCUCUGAAAGUGAUACGGAACAGCUUCCGUACCUCAAGAUGAUAAUCAAAGAAACACUUCGACUGCAUCCUCCAGCUCCACUGAUGCUUCCAAGAGAGUCCAUGUCCCCCUUUAAAGUCCUUGGGUAUGAUGUUGAACCCAAAACACUAGUCAUAAUUAAUGACUGGGCAAUUUCACGAGAUCCAGAAUUUUGGAAAGACCCAGAAGAGUUCAUCCCAGAAAGGUUUGAUGAUAGCUCUGUCGAUUUUAGGGGGCAACACUUUGAGUUCUUGCCAUUUGGAGCUGGUCGGAGAAUGUGUCCGGGAAUUUACAUGGCAACAACAACUGUGGAGCUUGGACUUGCAAAUCUGCUGUACAGCUUUGAUUGGAAAUCGCCAGAGGGAAUGAAAGAAGCUGAUAUCAACAUGGAAGAAACAACUGGGGAACUUUCCCUAACUAUCUCCAAGAAAACUGCUCUCAACCUUGUCCCCGUGAAGUUUUCUAGUUAGGAAUUAUGAUUUGUAAUGUUCUUUCGAACAAUUUUGAGUUGUUAAAUAAAGUUUGAGAAAUAAAGGUUUGGAUUGAUGCUGAAAUGCC
This is a messenger RNA of Rosa chinensis, 1730 nucleotides long. Its product is annotated as cytochrome P450 71B34. The transcript has 2 exons. Lineage: Eukaryota; Viridiplantae; Streptophyta; Magnoliopsida; Rosales; Rosaceae. Gene Ontology annotation, molecular function: iron ion binding; oxidoreductase activity, acting on paired donors, with incorporation or reduction of molecular oxygen; heme binding. Bases 104 to 1642 code for a protein of 512 amino acids. The record is from RefSeq and is a predicted model, not a curated record.